AUGAGGUCGAUACAGGAAGAAGCGCUACAGCGAGAAGCAAAUGAUGCCGCUCGUAGUGGCAAUGCAUCCGAACUCCGUGACUGUCUGACCCGUGGCGCGACUGUUUGGGAAGAUGCUGUGGUCUUGCUAGCGCUGGAGAGUGGUGAUAUCCCGACAUUCCAGACUCUGCUUGAUUUCGGCGUGAGCAUCAAUGAAGACAUGCAUUAUAUGGGCACCCCCUUAAUCUCGGCCUUGCGACAUCAUCAUCACGCACUCUUGGAAUUCCUCUUUUCAAAGGGUGUUGAUCCCAACAAAGGCAACUGGGGGCACUGGCUACCUCCCCUGUCAGUGGCUGUGCGGUUCACAAAGGAUAUCAAAUGGGUGCAGCGUCUGUUGGAUGCUGGUGCUAAGAUUGAAGGAACUGGCGCCCUGCAUAUUGCUGCAUUUCGAGGUGACCUGGCAAGAAUGAAGCUCCUUUUGGAUCAUGGGGCGGAUGUCAAUGAGAUUACAUACUUUCGGGUUAUUGCAUUUCUCGACUAUAAGAGAAAAGGAACACCUGUCCAUUGGGCAGUUGCAGGCGGCCAUCUUGGGGCGGUGCGACUUCUAUGUCGGUACGACCCUGACCUCUAUAUCCAGGAUGAAGAUGGCGUUACAGUCAUGGACCGAUUGGAUUCUUUCUUUGCUGAACUGGCCGCUGCCUGA
Messenger RNA from Aspergillus pseudoviridinutans, 681 nucleotides. Its product is annotated as ankyrin repeat domain-containing protein. Gene Ontology annotation, cellular component: cytoplasm; nucleus. The transcript has a single exon. Lineage: Eukaryota; Fungi; Ascomycota; Eurotiomycetes; Eurotiales; Aspergillaceae. The coding region runs from base 1 to 681 and encodes 226 amino acids. Gene Ontology annotation, molecular function: protein binding. The record is from RefSeq and is a predicted model, not a curated record.